Syngnathus acus (greater pipefish) is the source of this 1703-nucleotide messenger RNA. RefSeq names its product solute carrier family 22 member 7-like. Gene Ontology annotation, molecular function: transmembrane transporter activity. The record is from RefSeq and is a predicted model, not a curated record. Bases 1 to 1617 code for a protein of 538 amino acids. NCBI's taxonomy places the organism in Eukaryota, Metazoa, Chordata, Actinopteri, Syngnathiformes, Syngnathidae. Gene Ontology annotation, biological process: transmembrane transport. The transcript is spliced from 10 exons. Gene Ontology annotation, cellular component: membrane.
AUGAAGUUUGACGACUUGUUAAGGCAACUGAACGGUUUGGGGAAAUUUCAAUUCCGGCUUAUUUUAUUAGUAGUUAUUCCUCGCGCCACUUUGCCGUUUCAUUUUCUGUUGAAUAACUUCACCGGGUUCAUUCCUUCUCAUCACUGCAACAUCAGCGGUUUAGAUGACGGAGGUGUUUUUGGGAAUCUCUCCGAUGAGCAAAGACUAACUAUCAGUGUUCCAGUUCAGGAUGAUGGGACUCCAAGUUCCUGUCUGAUGUUUACUGAGCCUCAGUAUCAUCUUUUGAUGAACUCCUCCAACACAACUGGGCUACCUGUAGUUUGUCAGAAUGGAUGGGUUUUCGAUACGUCCGUCGUCAAGUCUACCGUGGCAACAGAGUGGAAUUUGGUUUGCGAGAGACGGAGACUAAACAGAGCCACCACCACCAUCUUUUUCGGGGGGGUCAUGCUUGGAGCUGCAGUGCUUGGCACACUUAGUGACAGGCUUGGCAGAAAACCAGCGCUCUUGGUGUCCUACGUGACGACAGUAGUUUUCGGAUUGGCAAGUGCCCUGUCUUCUAAUUUCCCCAUGUUUGCAGUCAUGAGGUUCUUUACGGGAUUUGGGUCCUCUGGGCUUAUUAUGAUCACCAUGGUCCUGUGUUUAGAAUGGACGGACCAUAGGCACAGAUGGACAGUGGCUAUUUUCUUAGGCUUGGAUUGGUGUUUGAAUACCAUGACGUUCGCUGCCGUGGCCUAUUUUGUGACUGAGUGGAGGUACCUGACCGCUGUAGGAAACAUCCCAGUCUUGUUAGCAAUCAUUUCUUGGUGGUGGCUCCCAGAAUCAGCUCGAUGGCUUUUAUCCCAUGGAAAGGUCAACCGCACUUAUUUUUACUUAAGGAAGUGUGCUCAGGUCAACUGCAGAGAGCAAUUCCUGGAUCACCUCAAUCCUGAGACUUUGUCCAAAGUAAUAGUGGUGGAAAAUGAGAACAAGAAAUAUUCUGCUUUGGAUUUGGUGAGGACCCCCCGGAUGAGGAGAACAGCUAUGCUUACCGGCAUUGCGUGGUUCGGCAUGUCCUGCUGUUACUACGGAAUCAGCUUCAACGUGUCUGGAUUUGGCGUGAACAUGUACCUGACGCAAUUUAUCCACGGUGCCAUUGAACUGCCCGCCAAAUUCCUCGUCUUUUUUACUCUAAACAAAGUAGGGCGACGCUUGAGUCAAGGCGGAGCAAUUUUUGUCAGCGGGCUGUGUCUGUUGCUCACCCUGUUCAUCCCGCUCGAUAAGGGCGCCUAUGUGACAGCUGUGGCCGCAUUGGGCAAGAUGUUUGCCCAAGCAGCUUUUACCGUUGCCUUUCUGUAUGUGACAGAACUCUAUCCUACAGUCAUGAGGCAAAACGGGAUGGGCCUCUGCAACUUCAUGGCCCGUUUGGGUGCAGGCCUAAGCCCACUGAUCUAUUUCCUCGAAGACGUGUGGGUCGGCUUGCCGAAUGUCGUCUUUUGUGUCUCGGCUUUAACCGCCGGGUUGUCUACUUGUUUGCUUAAAGAAACCGCAAAUACACAUCUACCGGAAACCAUCGAGGACGUGGAACAAUCGAGAACAUGGCAAACAGAAACGGCAAACAGGGACAAACUAACAGGAUAACAGGAACUAACAGGAUAACAGGAACAGGCAGCCACUAACCUGCAGCGACUAACAUGCAGCAACUAACAAAAAAGCAAUAGUUGGUU